AUGCGGUCGAGUCGUCCAGCUCGAUGCUGGUUCUCCUUUCGACGUGCUCCCCAGCAGCGCUUCUAUUCCGGCGCGCAGCCACCACCAUGGCGGCCGGUCUCGGCGGUGGAUGAAUGGGUGGAACGCCAGAUUCGACCGAUCAGUUUACGCCAGUUGACCUUCUUUGGCCGAACGUUGACCGAGCCUCGACUCAUCAGCUCGGCGAACUAUGUGCGGACCGAGUUACCGACGCGGCUGGCGCACCGCCUUCGAGAUAUUCAGCAGUUGCCCUACGUGGUCGUCUCCAACCCGCAUCUGUCUCUUGUGUACGAACUGUAUUACAAGGCCUUUGAGCGAUUUCGGGUCAUCCCCGAGAUCCGCAGCCUUGACGAUAACGACCGAUUUUGUGAUGUCCUGCGGGAGAUGCUGAAAGAGCAUCUGGUGGUGAUUCCCAAUCUGGCGAUGGGAGUUCUUGAGUGCCGCGAUCUUGUGCCUCCCGAAGACAUGGAUCGGUUCAUGAACACCCUCUUGCGUGCGCGAAUCUCACGUCGUGUCAUCGCAGAACAACACCUGGCCCUCACCGAUACGUUUAAUUCGCCAUGGCAUUUCCCCGACUCGCAUGAGAGAACUGAUAUGAAUGCCGACUUUGUAGGCGAAGUGUUUCUGAAAUGCCAGGCCAAGGAGGUGGUUGAACGGUGCGGGAAGGUCGCGCAGGAUCUGAUGCGGCAGACGUCGCAGUCGGCCCAGCUGCCCGAGAUCCGGGUUCAGGGUCAUCUGGAGGCGACCUUCCCGUAUAUCCUCAGCCAUCUCGAAUACAUCGUGGGUGAGCUACUGCGCAAUUCGGUACAGGCCGUCCAUGAGAAGUACCAGGGAUCUUCGCAGGCCCCGCCGCCCAUUGAGGUGCUCAUCUGCGAAACCCCACAGCACGUGAUCAUGCGCAUCUCCGAUCAGGGCGGCGGCAUCCCGCGAGAGAUCUUGCCGUAUCUAUGGUCCUUCAGCAAGGGACCGCGCACGCAGUCUCGGCUGGAGAAUCUCGGCCAAGUCCCCGCCAUGGCGGCGACGAUGCAGGAGUUGAAGGUGUCCGAGCGCAAGCAUGAGGCAUUCCAUGAGGGCUCGUUGGAUUCCCUCACGUCACGGCCGCCGAACCUGCGCCUGGGCAUGGGACUUCCGAUGAGCCGGGUCUAUGCCGAGUACUGGGCUGGAAGUCUCGAGCUACACAGUCUGGAAGGGUAUGGCGUGGAUGCCUUCUUGCAGAUUUCGAAGCUGGGGAACAAGAACGAGCAGGUGACAACGCGGGCGGCAAUUGAUGCAGUGUGA
This is a messenger RNA of Penicillium macrosclerotiorum, 1296 nucleotides long. Its product is annotated as protein kinase PKP2. NCBI's taxonomy places the organism in Eukaryota, Fungi, Ascomycota, Eurotiomycetes, Eurotiales, Aspergillaceae. The transcript has 4 exons. Gene Ontology annotation, biological process: protein phosphorylation; regulation of glucose metabolic process. Bases 1 to 1296 code for a protein of 431 amino acids. Gene Ontology annotation, cellular component: mitochondrion. The record is from RefSeq and is a predicted model, not a curated record. Gene Ontology annotation, molecular function: pyruvate dehydrogenase (acetyl-transferring) kinase activity.